UUGCGAGAUAGGUUCGAGACUCGAGAUAGUGGAGGAUUAGUAGAUCAAAAUGGCCAGCCAAGCUUCGAGUGUUGUUCGCCAAGUGAAACCGAUUUUAUCCGUUAAUCGAGAAGACGCACGUCGAAGAGUACUCAAGUUAUACAAAACCUGGAUCCGUCAAGUACCACUAAUGUUAUUAUCUUAUGAUAUUCCUAAAACUGAAGAAGCCUGUAAACAAAAAAUACGCGAGGAGUUUAGACGUCAUGUUCAUCUUACUGAUUUAAGAAUAAUAAACAGAAUUAUAUAAUAAUAGGGUCAAAUGGAAUUGCAAGAGGUAGCUAACAUAUGGAAACCUAAGGGAGCGCUUAUGCAUUAUUGGAAAGAGACAUGGGAAAAGAAGCCAACUAAUUUCAUGUCAAAAUUUCUCAGCGGCCAUGAUUAAUUUACUUUUUAUCGUUAGUUCAAGAGAUGCAUUAUAAAAGUAUAUGAUUGUAAUAAUUUAUGUAUAUAUAAACAUGUAAAUACAAGGUUCUCAACUAAUUUUUGGUACGAGUGGACAUUCUGUAUUAUGAAUGCACUUAUCUAAUAAAGAUGAGAGUAGCACAA
This is a messenger RNA of Pogonomyrmex barbatus (red harvester ant), 585 nucleotides long. RefSeq names its product NADH dehydrogenase (ubiquinone) B14 subunit (gene ND-B14). The record is from RefSeq and is a predicted model, not a curated record. Lineage: Eukaryota; Metazoa; Arthropoda; Insecta; Hymenoptera; Formicidae. Gene Ontology annotation, biological process: response to oxidative stress. Gene Ontology annotation, cellular component: respiratory chain complex I.